AUGCCUUGCGCAGGCAACUCCAGUCUACUCUGCGGAGGUCCCAGCGGUUUGACAUUGUACAACAAUACCCAAUGGGCGUUGAUGACAGCUGCCCCUUCUCAGCCAACCGGUCCAGUCACGGUGCCAAGUGCUGGUCGGUACCAAUAUGUCGACUGUCAUACUGAAGUCAGCAAUGGCCGCGCCUUGUCUGGAUCCGCUAUCGUAUCGAACGACAUGACAGUACAGUACUGUGCUGGCAAUUGUACCGGUUACGCAUUCUUCGGAGUCGAGUACGGUCAAGAGUGCUACUGCGGAAACACCUUGAACACAGGAUCAGUAACCGCUACUGAUCAACGAUGCUCCAUGACUUGUGCGGGAAAUUCUUCGACUAUUUGUGGCGGACCCAACGGUUUGAGCCUGUACAAGCUUGUCGUGGCGUCUUUGAGCUCGAGCAUUUCCAGAUCGAGCACCAGUAGCAUACUAGCAUCAACGUCAGUGAACCCAAGUCAGAUCGCCAAUUCUACCACGACCACAGCUCCGAGUAUCGCGCCCUCGUCACAUUCUUCAAACACAAUCAGAGCGACUACUUCGUCAAGUUUUGCCAUGUUCAUCAGCGUCACGACAUCCUCGACAUCUUCAAAAAGUUCUGUCAGUACAAUAACGACCUUGUCUUUGUCAAGCGCCUCUUUGCCCACAUCGACUCUGAUCUUGAUCGACACUUCAAUCUCAAAUCCCACCACAUCAGUUCGAUCCACUUCAAGCGCCAAUGCCACUGCUACUUCUGGCAUCAAUGUGUCGUCUCCAAAUGCGACGUCCCUGCGGACUCCGCCCUCCUCUUCAGGCAGAACCUCAGCGACCAGCGCGUCCGGCACCUUGGCCAGCAGCUCUUGGACGGUGAGCACUUCUCGUUCAGAGUCUCCAGCCUACGUCUCAACGAGUGGCGCAGCUUCUUAUGUUUCUUCGACAGGCUCCGGGACUACUAUUAGGUCAAGCACUACUUCCAUCUCAAGUUUGAGCAUUCUCGUGACUUCAACCACAGCGAGGGCUUCUUCUGUGUCAGCUACGUCUGUCAGCUCCGGCUUCAGUACCAUCUUUGUAGCUCGGACUUCAACAACGAGCGCAACGUUCGCCUCUACAAGUUCAAGUUCGGCCACGACAGGCAUCUCGACUCUAGUCAACUCAGUAACUAGCCAAACCUCGACCCAACCGCGGAUCAGCGCAUCUACUUCGAACUCAGGUUCCGGUUUUGUUUCCGGUUCGACAUCGACACCACCACGAACAAGUUCUACAUACCAAGGCAGUGUCACUUCCAGUUCCAGUUCGUCUAAGCCAUCCUCAUUGUUUACCACAAACAUUUCUACAACUUCGAGUAGUACCAGAUUGACGACUACAACUACAGCUAGGACCACAACUACAAGAUCGAUGUUAGGAUCAAGUACUACUACCACGUCUCCGAUACCCAGCUCGACCACCAUCGCCGCCGACCCCUUCCUUCCGAAUGUUUACAUAGGUUGUGCCGCCGAGCUAUCCAACAUUCGUCUGCUAUCGAGUGCAUCGUUCACAAACUCCAGCAUGACAAUCGCGUCAUGCCUCUCAUUCUGCACAUCCCAGUUCAUGCCUCUGGCCGGACUCGAAUACGGGCGUGAAUGCUACUGCUCGUCGUCCCUGCCGCCCAACACGCCGCUGAACCAGACGGGCUGCACCAUGGCCUGUGCCGGCGACGGGGACGUCGACGUCACACAACCCACUUGCGGCGGCCGCUCGCGCCUGAGCAUCUUCAACAACACGCUCCUCAGCCCGCCCGGGCCCAAGCCCGUGAUAUCGCCGCCGUCGCCGUCGGCCUCGCCCGGCGGCUCCGUCUACUACACGUACGCCUACCAGGGCUGCUUCACGGACCCGAGCAGUUCCCAGCGCGCCUUGUCCGGAUACAGCGCCAGCGACAGCGCCAUGACGCAGGAAAAGUGCGUGGCGACGUGCGCCGGCCGCGGCUUCAAGUUCGCCGGCGUCGAGUACGCCAGGGAAUGUUACUGUUCGGACACGCUGGCCACGGCUGGUGGAAGCGGAAGUGGGAACGGAAAGAGCCUUCAGGUCGGCGAAGGCGAUUGUGGUAUGCCGUGUGCCGGCGACAAGAGUGAAGUCUGUGGUGGAAGCAGUAGGAUCGGCGUGUGGAUGGCUUCGUCGUCGUCGUCGUCGUCGUCGCCGUCGUCUUCUCCGUCUUCUCCGUCUUCUUAG
Exophiala spinifera is the source of this 2211-nucleotide messenger RNA. RefSeq lists its product as uncharacterized. The transcript is spliced from 2 exons. The record is from RefSeq and is a predicted model, not a curated record. Bases 1 to 2211 code for a protein of 736 amino acids. Lineage: Eukaryota; Fungi; Ascomycota; Eurotiomycetes; Chaetothyriales; Herpotrichiellaceae.